This is a messenger RNA of Hermetia illucens (black soldier fly), 510 nucleotides long. Its product is annotated as coiled-coil-helix-coiled-coil-helix domain-containing protein 1. The coding region runs from base 91 to 447 and encodes 118 amino acids. Gene Ontology annotation, molecular function: RNA binding. The record is from RefSeq and is a predicted model, not a curated record. The transcript has a single exon. Lineage: Eukaryota; Metazoa; Arthropoda; Insecta; Diptera; Stratiomyidae. Gene Ontology annotation, cellular component: nucleoplasm; mitochondrion; mitochondrial ribosome. Gene Ontology annotation, biological process: mitochondrial translation.
GUGUUGUCACUUUGACAGUCCACCUGCCUCAUAACCUUGUUAUCCUUGAGUGGUGCUGCGGGUCUAUUGUAAAUAAGAGGAUACUUCAGGAUGAGGUUCGCUUCGGCACUUUUGGCGAACGCUCGGGCCCCUCAAAGAGAGAGCAUCGUGCCAUUUCAAGAAAUUCUUCCGUUGCGACUGAAAAACCGAGUGAGUGGCAAGGCGGAUUCCCAGACCGAAGUCGCAUGUCUGCAGGAAAUGACUAUUUUGUUCACCUGUCUUAAGGAGAAUGACUUCCAGGAGUCGCUGUGCAGCAAGGAAGUGCAGACGUUCAACAAAUGCUACAAGACUUUUAUGGAUACAAGCUUCCAAGCCAAGAAGGUAGACAGCCAAGGAGCCGUGAAGCCGGGCAAGGACCUGAACUAUAAGCAACUGAAUAAGUACAUGAGGAGAUAUCCUAAUCCAUAAAUCGAAUUGUUUCUAGUGCGUAACUUAGUUGGAUGUAAUAAACGUGAAAAGUAGAAGUUAAAA